GAUGUCUGACAGCAAGGUAAAGUGCCGAAAAUAUUGUAAAUAUAGCGUCCAAUUAAACUGAUAAAUGUUUUUAGGAGCCUAAAAUGUGCUGCUGCCCCCAUAUGCAGCAGGACAUUGCUUAGCUUCCGACUACAGAGAAGUAGCUCAUAAAACCACACUUCAUAACAUCUGAACUUUGCCUUUGAGAUAAAACUUAUCAGCUGCCUGAGAAAACUCCACACCUUACAUUACGUCAUCUGAGACAAACCAGGUAAACCAGUUUGUUUCUGUUGAGUUGUCAGUGAGAAGAGACGCACCCACAGACAGACGCUGCUUUCAGAGACAAAAUGGCUUCCAUGUCAGAGGAGGAUUUCUGCUGUUCAGUCUGUCAUGAAGUCUUUGGAGAUCCUGUUGUUCUGUCAUGUAGCCACAGCUUCUGUAAAGACUGUCUGAAGAGCUGGUGGACAGAGAAACCAACACAUGAGUGUCCAGUUUGUAAGAGAAGAUCUUCAAGGCCAGAACCACCUUGUAAUCUGGAGUUAAAGAAGCUGUGUGAGAGUUUCUUACAGCAGAGAGAUCAGAGAGCUUCAGAGGCUCUCUGCAGUCUGCACUCGGAGAAACUCAAACUCUUCUGUCUGGACCAUCAGCCGCCAGUGGGUCUCAUCUGCAGAGAUUCAGAAAAUCACUCCAACCACAUAAGCAGACCCAUUGAUGAAGCUGCACGACAAAACAAGAAGAAACUUCAGGAAACUCUGGAGCCCUUAAAGAAGAAGUUAAAGGUUUUUGAACAAGUUAAAGUGAAGUGUGAUCAAACAGCAGAAGACAUAAAGGUCCAGGCCCGACGCACAGAGAUGCAGAUUAAGGAUCAGUUUAAGAAGCUUCACCAGUUUCUAGAAGAGGAAGAGGAGGCCAGGAUGGCUGCACUGAGGGAGGAAGAGGCGCAGAAGAGUCAGAGGAUGAAGGAGAAGACGGAGGCUCUGAGCAGAGAGAUAGCAGCUCUUUCAGACACAGUCAGAGCCACAGAGGAGGAGCUGAGAGCUGAAGACGUCUCAUUCUUGAUCAACUACAAGGCUGCAGUGGAAAGAGUCCAGCAGCGCCCCCUGCUGGAUGAUCCAAAGCCGCUCUCAGGAGCUCUGAUAGACGAGGCCAAACACCUGGGCAACCUGAGCUUCAACAUCUGGAACAAAAUGAAGGAGAUGGUCUCCUACACUCCUCUGAUUCUGGACCCAAACACUGUUUAUCCAAACCUCUUCCUGUCUGAAGAUCUGACCAGUAUGAGAUGGGGAGAGUAUCAGCAGCUUCCUGAUAAUCCAGAGAGGUUUGAUUCUCUCGCCUCUGUCCUGGGCUCUGAGGGCUUUAACUCAGGGACUCACAGCUGGGAUGUCGAGGUUGGAGACAGUGCAGACUGGAUACUGGGGGUGCUAGCAGAGUCUGUCCAGAGGAAGGGAGACAUACGGUCUGGAUUAUGGACAAUAUAUUUCUCUAGAGGUAAAUACUCAGCGUGGUCUCCACCAGCUCCAAACACUGUUCUCCCAUUUGAGAAGCAGCUCCAGAGGAUCAGAGUGACUCUGGACUGGAAUGGAGGAAAGCUGUCGUUCUCUGAUCCUGAUACCAACACACACAUACACACCUUCACACACACUUUCACUGAGAAGAUGUUUCCAUACAUAUUCACUGUGGAUGAAGUCCCACUGAAUAUAUCACCACUGAAGGUCUGUGUGACAAAACAACAGGUCUGAUAGAGUCUGUAGUUUUAGGAUGGUGAUAAUAAUAUUAAACAACUAUUCACUUCUUAACCCUCCUAACCCCAAAUACAGUCUGCAGGGUUUGAAAGCAUACAGCUUUUCACUGUGUCAACAUGGCGUGUCGAUAUAUUGUUGGAUUUGUGUUUAAAAGGAGAUGAAUGAAACUAAACAAGAUGAAAUGGACUGUAUUACCUGUGCUACGGUGAGCAGGCCGUCUAAGUUGGAAUAAA
Molecule: messenger RNA, 1954 nt
Organism: Sander lucioperca (pikeperch)
Lineage: Eukaryota; Metazoa; Chordata; Actinopteri; Perciformes; Percidae
Product: nuclear factor 7, ovary-like
Exons: 2
Coding region: 327-1718 (463 amino acids)
Molecular function (GO): protein binding
Source: RefSeq, a predicted model, not a curated record